Venturia canescens is the source of this 1692-nucleotide messenger RNA. RefSeq names its product G kinase-anchoring protein 1-like. Gene Ontology annotation, biological process: signal transduction. The record is from RefSeq and is a predicted model, not a curated record. Gene Ontology annotation, cellular component: Golgi apparatus. Bases 294 to 1223 code for a protein of 309 amino acids. The transcript has 6 exons. NCBI's taxonomy places the organism in Eukaryota, Metazoa, Arthropoda, Insecta, Hymenoptera, Ichneumonidae.
CAAACGCACAAUCAUUGUGUACUUCCGGUCAAACCUAUCGCUUAUCGUUUCACGACGCCGAUACUUUCUCAUAUCGUGAAAAACCGCUCGUAAAACUAAGCGAAAGAAUUCAAUUAUCCGUCAUUACGAGAUAUAUCGAUACAAAUUGAAUCCACGAAGCUCGGCGGAGAAUCGUCAAGAAUAAAAAUACACCAAGCUUCUCCUACCGACCGGAAGUCCCUGGCUCGUGUGUGCGUUUGUCACACCGACACAGCGUAUACGUCACAGUGCGAUUAUUCGAUAACUGAAAAAUAAUGGCGACUGCCGUACCCUCACGAUUUGCCGUGCUGAGCAUUGACGACGACGAUUUCAAGCCGAAAAAAGUGCAAAAACCAUCUAGCACCGGAAAAUCUAAUCCCAAAGGCAGCAAAAAUGACAAACAAAAGCAACAGCCUAAAAAGGACGAAAAAAAGAAAACGAAUAAGAAUAAGAAGAAGAAAGGUAAUAACGAGACUCAACAGUGGGAACAAUGGAAACAAAAAGACUCAAUGGCGAUAGAAGAGACCUAUGAACAAGAACUGCACCAGGCGAUAUUGCUGUCAAAACUGGCUUACGAAGCUCAAGGUGAAAAUGGCAGAGCGUCCAAAGAUCAGGACGAUACUAAAAAGGCCCAAAGCAACAAAAAGUCUAAAAAGGCAACAAUGUCACUGGAAGAAUUCAACAAUUUAGGUGCUAGUGCCUCCGUCACAGAAGCAAAUACAGUUACGAGUAUUGAGAAUAAAGAUUCCAAAACAAAAGUAUCAGACACAGAAUUUUUCGAUCGAGUUGAAAGAGAAACAAAAAACGAGAUUACAAAAAGCAAAGAGAAAGAUAUUCUCAAGUCGAGAUUUAAUCAACUUGACGACGACAUAACGUCUGCUCAACUCAAGGUCGAAGUCGAAAAACGUGACGAUCAAAUCACUCAGUUAAGGCUCGAAGUUGAAUCUCUCAAGGACGAGUUAACCCAGGUCAAGAAUAGGAAUCGAAAGCUUUAUCAAAUUCUAUCACAUGGAGAGAUGAAGGACAAAGCAUCCGUUCUCGCGGAAGUUACAAAACUGCAAGAAAUACGGGAGGAGUUGACCCUCGAAGUGACGUCUCUGCACGCUCAAUUGGAACAGGAAAGAUCAAAAACGAGAGCAUCGAGCACGGACGCUAAAACUACAAAACAAAACAACAAGAAAAGACCAGCCACGGAAAAUGCCUAAGAAAAUGUUGCACUCGUGGCUUUUGGAGAAAAAGCAACAAGAAAAAAGCACGAUCUCACCAAGUUUUUUAUAUGCGAAUGAUUACCGGCAACUCGAAUGGCAACGGGCGUCAAGAUACGUGCUCGUUAGAAAAGUUAGAGGGCAUAAAAGGCGGUAAAACUCCAACAUUCAUGAAAAAGACUUUAUCUAUUAAGUUUGAAUGAUUUUUGAAAUGAUCGUACGUUUCGAUCGAUAUUUUUUUUCUUUCAUUUUUCCCCUUCGAAGUGGCAUUUUUACUUUUAACAUUUCUUAAUACAACAUUGUUAUUUUUCCAUUCUUCCAUACUCCGUAAAUUGAAAAGAUAGAAAAAACAAAUCAAUUUACACAAAUGGAGUUAUAAAGGUUAAGUAUCUUUAGCGAUUCCUGAGCGUGGCUUGAGGAUAAUUACGAAUAUUUUUGAAUAAACAGAGCGGUCCAUGGCACCAGUGAA